UAGAGGUUUGCAAUGAUAGCCUGUUUCUUCAAUACUAACCAUUGCUAAGUAAAUUAACACUUUAUAGCAAAAGUUUAGAUUACUAGGUAUGAGAGAAAUGAGGGGCUCAGGGAGAGGAGGUGAGGUAGGAGACACUCGGAAACUUAGCCAUCCAUUACGCGAGUUUAGAGUCCGAAGAGUAAGAAUUGUGCAGAGGGUGUAUGCAAAGAAAUCGAAAAGCUUUCAUCUUCAACUUAAUCAAGCAAGUGAGCAGGACUUCAUAUCCUCUGCCCCAACUCAUGUGGUCUUUGUUUUCCUGAUUCAAUCACUGAUUGGCCUCAUCCAAGUGGAGUAUCAAAGCAAAAUUCAGUCACCAUUUGACACACAUCCGAUAAGUAUGUGGACUUCCUUUGGGGCAAUCUGCAUCUACAGCCUGGGACUUGCAACAAAGAUGGAGCCCAAAACUCAUAGCGCAAGCUACUCUAAAGUUCUCAGCCAUGUCAUUCUCAUUUCUGGAGUUCUUUCUUCAGCGUCCCUGGCAUCGACUUUACUCCCACGCUUUAUAAUAUGGGCCAUCUUACCUAUAAUGUUAGCAUAUAUACUGAAUAAGCAUGUGUACAAAUGGCUUUACCAAGAAAUUGUGAAAGCAAAUUACCAUGCAUGUGAAAUCCUUAAUAGGUUUCUCAAUAUGAUGCAGCGGCAACAUUUGCCCAUGUAACUUUUUUCUAUGGCCUUUAGUUUUGACAAGAAUGGUUUACA
This is a messenger RNA of Quercus robur (English oak), 738 nucleotides long. RefSeq lists its product as uncharacterized. The transcript is spliced from 2 exons. The coding region runs from base 89 to 697 and encodes 202 amino acids. The record is from RefSeq and is a predicted model, not a curated record. NCBI's taxonomy places the organism in Eukaryota, Viridiplantae, Streptophyta, Magnoliopsida, Fagales, Fagaceae.